Molecule: messenger RNA, 5338 nt
Organism: Paramacrobiotus metropolitanus
Lineage: Eukaryota; Metazoa; Tardigrada; Eutardigrada; Parachela; Macrobiotidae
Exons: 10
Coding region: 186-2081 (631 amino acids)
Molecular function (GO): protein binding
Source: RefSeq, a predicted model, not a curated record
CACUGCAUAUUGACAGUAUUCUUGUUACUGUAAAUUAUAAUCAAGGAACCUAAAAUUGGAAAUUAUUAAUUCAUUAGGGCGCAUCUACCGGACUAUUUAUCGAUGUCAAAUUACUCUUAAGAUGAUAUAAGUUUGCUGGGAUUGUUAUCACUUUCACUACAAUCAGCUGCAAGUUACAUUGCGGUAUGACUAUGGAGUGGUGGGCGCCGUUCGUGAUGCCUCAGUUCCAGUCGCUCUUGGCGGAUGCCAACCAGAUGAAUUACCAGAAUACUGUGGCUGUCCACAACGAUGACGACAGCUGGUGGUUGGGAUAUAUCCAAGACAUUGACGGCGACCAGGUCUUCAUCCACUUUAACGCCAGAAAGGUCACUGACCGCUGGGUGCCCAUGGGAAGCGUUUGGCCGCUGCUGUUCUACUGGGAUGACAGGUCCCAACCGUAUUCGGCUGGUAUGCCAAUCUAUGCGGCACUUCGUGACGAAGAUGACGGCCCGUUUCGGUUUCGACCGGUCACGAUGUUGGGCAGAUUUCGGGGAUGUGAGAAGAUGUGUGAAGUGUUCUAUGUCCAGACCACUAUUGCCGUCGCAAACGGAAACCAAGACAUCGUCCGCGGUGAACUGGUUCAGAACUGCCAGAUUAGCAAACAGCUGCCGCCCCCUGGUUCCCCCCUACUCCAUCCAUCCAGCAGCAGACUGUUGUGCACCAAGUACGUGGUACCGUUUCCCCGAGCCCAUGCGGUCCUUAGUGACGCCUCCGAUAAAUUUCGCAUCGUCAUGCAUUUUCGCCAAGCAUUUCAAAAUCCUCCGCCAUUGGGUCGCCUUCGGUUCGCCUGCUGUGAUUUGCAUUCCUCCGGUCAAUUUGCAAUUGGCAAGCAGUUUCGCCAAGCAGCGCAGCAAAAUAGGACAUUCUAUAUCUUGUCGGACAAUUGUCGCUUUCACCUACGAACCGAGCGGGAUGUGUGUAUGUUUAUUGUCAUGAGUCCGGCAAUGGACGACGAGAUGGCACAGCACAUGAUUGCUACGUUGACAGAGGUGCUGGAGACACAUCUAGCCAGUCGAGCGUGCUUCCCACCCAUUCUUUCCCGAAUUUUACCCAUAAUUGACGUUAGUAUGCACGACCCAGAUGCGGAAAGCGAUUCCUCAUGCACAUUGGCUAGUCUGUGUCACUUGCCCCCGUUUCUUCUCAGCCAAAUAUUUCCCCAUAUGGACAUACAUUCACAAAUGCGAGCGAAACGCGUGUGCGCAUUGUGGCAGCUGCUGUUAAGCAGUCCCCGCCUAACCGAGCACUUCAGCAUCGCACUGGACAGCUGUGGCGGAAUUCAUUCCGAUAACAAUAACUGUUUCCGGGCGGCAUCGCUCUUGAGCCGUACCGUCAGCACAACGACCAGAAGUCUCACAGUACUGGGAGAUUUCCUUCCACACAACCUUUUAUUUUUAUACGAUGUGCUGAUAGCCAUGAGAAUCACAUUGCCCUUUAUUGUUUUCAAAGACCAUAUUAUUACGGAUCCCGGAUGGAUGGGCUGCUUAGAUCCAACGCGUUUGAUGCAUUCUGCAACUGAUGUUACGUCAUUCUAUAGGGACGUAUGCGACUUCAUCUUCCUCUGUAACUGGAAAGUGCGUAAUCUUUUUGGUAAACUAAUAUGGUACGUGUUCAAAUACGGGUUUUACGAUCGUGGACCCUUACAUCCUCUGCCAGCGCAUGAGCAGGCUUUCAUGACGAAUCUCACUAAGGAAUCCCACGAACUGCCCAUCGACCAGCUGUACAUCACUAUUCCGCGGCUGCUGCUGCGCUGCGACGAUAGCGAAAUGCACAUGACCAGCCGCGUCAUGCACGCCCUGAGCGACAACUUCCCACCGGUCACGGCGGACAUGAUAGAAAAGGUCAGGGCUGUGUACGCCCGCUGGGUGCGCACGCUGAGCUAUCCAGAUGAUUGGCAGCCCAUUCGCUAUUUUCUCUUACUGUUCAGCCCAUUCGAGCUCGACGGCCGACCACAAAGGUGGUCUAAGGUCGACCUGCGGCUAGUGGAUGUCAGCACAAUAAGCAGAACUGCCAUCUACGGAAUCUACGCAGUAUUUCAAGCGUGACGCUCUGCACCGUCGCUACCUCUCGCUUUUAUUAACGGGAUAAACAUCGGCUUCCAUCGUCACAGUGGUGGAGAAAUCAAAAUAAUUUGGGAGGUGUGAAGACAGGGAACAUUUGGAGGAGAUCUGCCUGGAUUUCUCCUGGAACGCCGAACACCGGCACUUUGUAUUCGGGGAACUGGUAUUCGGGGAAUGUCCGAGCGAUAUCAUCCGGCAUGGCGGUGAUGAUGAAUGGGGUCAGUGCUGGCUCCGAGCCGAUUAAAGUUGCAAUUGUUUCUGCGUCGCGGGAUUCAAUGGCUUUCUUACCCAUCUGGUAAGCCGCUGGGUCCAUUUUAAAUUCUUCUGCAAUAUGGAAUAUGACACCACAAGAAAAUAAUGAGUUAUUUAAUGUUUAUCGUAGCAAUUAACAAUAAAAUAAUUAAUAACAUAAAUUCUUUAUUUCGAUUCAUAAUUAAGACAGUAUUAACCGGACAGUGGACACUACUGCUACAAGAUUAUGUAACUAUUUUAUUAAUAGUGACUAUUAACCGGUGACUAUUAAUAACUAUUUUAUUUUUAUAUAUGUACUACAGCCCUGCUCCACGACACGCGGACAGUUGCACAAAAUAAAUUUAAAAAUACUUCUGCGCGUCGUUAGGUUUCAUCCUUUAUACUUUCCUGAUGUAACUUUUUAUUGUGAAUUCAGUAAUACUAAGAUCUGAAUCUUUUGAUAUGCCGGUAACUCCCCAAGGGGCGAUCAAGAGGAGGGGGUAGUGACCAUUUUUAUCGUGCGUAUAGCUGCAGCUAUAAAACCUGCAUCAAUCAAUAUUUUCGAGUGGGCUUUUUUGAAAAGUUUAGAAUGGUUCAAGAGGUGUACGGUAGGGGUUAGCAAAAAAUUCUUGCCCGAGCUCAGCUCGAGGUGACCUCAAAGCAACAUGCAUGUCCCAUAAUAGACUUGUAUGUUAAACGGCAUCUACUGGAAAAUGUGGUUGCCUGGCGCAUAGAGCAGAGUCACCUCAAGGUUUAUUUUUAAAAGAUGAGACAUGAAUUAGAUUAGAUGAUUUUAAUUUUUCGGCAGAUAUCAAUAACACUGGCAGAGAGCUGGAAGUGCCAAGUAAAUUGAAGAAGAAAUCUAUAAAGCUGUUGUCAAAAAAGUCCUGCGCGUUUUUCGAAAUUUGUUGUAACUGGAUGUUUCGAGCCUGAGCCUAGAUUAGGAAACGCUUAUAUAGCUCUUAUUAUCUCGCAAACGAAAUUUUGUCAGAAUCAGUUAGCAGCGACAUCACAUGACUGUACAGCUAGCGACCGAAGAAGGUCCUCCUUUAAUUUGACAGUGCCCGCAAAGGUCAAGGAGGUUUGGCGGAACUAGGCUACUGUCUAGUGUUUUUUACAAGAGCAUUAAAUGGCAAACAUCUUAAAGUUUCCAUUUUUGGAUUGAGGCAGCAACAGAAUUUUUAAUUAAAUUUUGAAAGAGACGAAGACAGCCGAGGUAGAAGGGUCGAGCCGCUUUUUUAAGCAGGUCUGCUUUAGUUUUAAUUCCACCAUAACUUGAAACACACUUUCAGCACUGAAAUCAUAAGUGCAGAAGAUGUUGGAUGUACAUGGGAAUCAUGUGAAAAUUAAAGAUUUAUCCAUUUGUCGACGGGUAAACUACGGUGAUUUUUGGGAGAAACUGUCCGCGUGUGGUGGAGCAGGGCUGUAAUUAAUCUGAUUACGUACUUCGGUUUUUCUCAUAAUUCAGUCAUUUAAUUAUACGUUUUCUCGAACCGGCCGCCAACCAUCUGGCGCGCUAUCUGAAUAACCGCCGAUCGCGUACGCUUCUGCAACUCCUGUGAAUUUCUAAUCGCGCUCUUUCUUUAUGCAAAUUAUCAGUAAAUAUACUGAUAAUCUGCCUCGUUAAUUCGUUUAAUUUUAUGAGCAAAAAUAUUACUGUCGAUUAAUUUUUUAAAACAUUCUUUUUGUUUAAAACUUUGUGACCCAAAAAGCAGGAAGUUCUGCAUACCGAAUUUGAAAGUCACCAUUCCCUGCUGGAGCAUUUUCGGCUCACCAAUGCCGAAGUUCCUGCAAAAAAAUACGAGCUUCAACCAGGUUUGAAGACCAAUUUUUUAAUUCCUAAAUACGAAACUUAAUAAUAUAUGUACAUAGAACGCAACACUGUUGUAAGCAGAAAAGCACAUCACUCAUCAUAGAAGAUCCUUGUGUUAUACACCAUAAAUAUUAUUGAUUUAUUUUUACCAUUUUAAAAUUUUUACUCGUUUUCGAAGGCUGUGAAAAAAGUCGUUGAUGACAAUAUACGUCAAGGGAUUGCGAGCGGAAACAGCUGCACGAGUCACUCUAACGGUAAAUGCAGGAAAACUGAAUUAUUUUAACUGGGAAAGACUGCUUUUGUGGAAAUAAAUCAUGGAUAAAAAAUCUGAUUAUGUAUUUCGCUGCGGAAAAUCGUAGAAAGCCGGAAAUGCAGGGAAACAGGAUGGGAAGCGCGUGGUAUCCAAAACGGCGCAGGUGGUUCGUAAAGUUAAAUUGCCCUGUCGUGCUGCAACGGUGCAGUCUCCACAUGCGAUUAAUGGCAGCCAGGGAAAGAAAAAGGAUAAAUUUCUGCAUACGGGAAAGGAUACUCCUAAGAAGAGAGCCGGCACGGAGGUGCUUCCGGUGUUUGAUGCGGAGAAGCUGCGGGCGCAUGUGGAAGGGCGAGCCGCCAAAGCCUUGGCGCUGACCGCAAGCUGUGCACCAUCGGCCACAAUCCGGCCCGUCCGCGGAUUCCCAAGAAGCCCACGGACUGCUCGCACAGCGUGAAACCAGCCAAGCCCACCACCGUCAGAGUGCGCGCCGCUACGCCGAUUCCGGAAGUCCGCGGUGCUGUCAAGGAAAGCCAUUCGACGACGAAAAAAGCGGAGAAGCAACCACCGGAAAUCAACCACCAGGAUGUAACGAAGGAGCGGAAGGAAAACCCGGAUCGUGCACACCGUCCGAUAAAGACCAAAAUCGACCGGAACAAAGUCAAAUCUCCCGCAAAGUCGCACUGCCUGGUGGAGCAGACGACUGAUGACGCUGUGGAUAUCAAUUUGGUCUCUUUCGGUCAGUACUAGCGUUUGUUCAACAAAUUCGGUAUGUACUGCGUUUCGGGUUGUUUUUCUGUUAUUUACUCAUGUUUAUUCACCGUUUUUUUGGAUUACCGCUUGUUUGUUUUUUUCUGGCCGCCGAAUUGACUGGGAAUUGUGAACGGCUCAAUGCUUUCUUACGUUAAACAAAUCUGUAUUGUAUUAUCUUUCCGCGAUGCCUGAAAA